AUGGCCACAAAUGCUCAUCUACUCAUUUGCUGCCGCGACAACAUGAAUAACAAAAGAAUCAUGACAAUUUCUGCUGAUUCAUCGCUGGAAACAUUCAUCCCUCAAGAUCUUCCACCUUCAUUCGGUAAUAAUUUUGGCCGUGUUAGGAUCAUCGGCCCUUCCAAUGGGAUUAUCUGUUUGUAUGGUUAUCCGGAUCAGAUUGUGCUUUGCAAUCCUUCAACCAGAGAAAUUAAGAUGCUUCCAUGUUCGCAAAUCACGCGACCCUUUGAUGGAAAAGUUCGUGGAGGCGAUAUAAUCGCAGCUGUGUAUAUCACGUAG
This is a messenger RNA of Oldenlandia corymbosa var. corymbosa, 318 nucleotides long. Lineage: Eukaryota; Viridiplantae; Streptophyta; Magnoliopsida; Gentianales; Rubiaceae. The record is from the annotation of a GenBank genome assembly.